Scomber scombrus (Atlantic mackerel) is the source of this 2309-nucleotide messenger RNA. Its product is annotated as UDP-glucuronosyltransferase 2A2-like. The transcript has a single exon. The record is from RefSeq and is a predicted model, not a curated record. Bases 16 to 1644 code for a protein of 542 amino acids. NCBI's taxonomy places the organism in Eukaryota, Metazoa, Chordata, Actinopteri, Scombriformes, Scombridae. Gene Ontology annotation, molecular function: UDP-glycosyltransferase activity.
AAAGCCUUGUUAAGAAUGACAGAUCUAAACUCCAUACAUCUCUUGUCAGAAUCUCUUUCAGAGAUGUAUCGACCAACCCUGCUGGUGCUGGCCGUGCUGCUCUGCUCUUCACUUUUGGUAAAUGGAGGGAAAGUACUUGUGUUCCCUGUCGACGGGAGCCACUGGGUCAACAUGAAAAUCCUCAUUGAGGAGCUUCACUCCAGAGGCCAUGAAAUCAUGGUGUUGCGUUCAUCGGACAGCUGGUACAUCAAGGCAGAGUCAAAUCACUACACGUCCAUCACUAUAAAUUCUCCUAUUGGCUUUGAUCCAAAAACGUUUGGGUCAUUUGUAACCAGAAUGUUGAACAUGCGGCGGGAAGGCGCCUCAAUCUGGACUCGUAUGUCUCUGGAGUACGAAAUGGUGAGACAGUUCUUUCAGGUGAAUAAGCAGGUGGCGGAGAUGAUGGUUGAUGUGUUUGAGAACAAGAAAUUGAUGCAGAGCCUCCAUGAUGCCAAAUAUGAUGUGGUUCUGACGGACCCUACAAUAGGUGCUGGGGUGCUUCUGGCUCACCGUUUGGGUCUUCCACUUGUCUUAAAUGUGAGGUGGACUAUUCAGGGUGAGGCACAUCGUUUAAUUGCUCCUUCCCCAUUGUCUUAUGUCCCAAUCCCAAUAACAGAGCUGACUGACAAGAUGACGUUUUCUCAGCGGGUCAAGAACUUCCUUUUCUAUUUAUUCACACGUAUCCAAAUUAAGUAUAUCGCAGACCCAAACUAUCAACCAUUUGUCGAUCGUUAUUUCGGCCCUGGUGUUCACUACUUGGAGCUGUUCCAAGCAGCAGACAUCUGGUUGAUGAGGAAUGAUUUUACUUUUGAGUUCCCACGCCCCACAAUGCCCAAUGUAGUCUACAUGUCAGGAUUUCAGUGCAAACCCUCCAAGCCCCUCUCUAAAGAACUAGAGGACUUUUUCCAGAGCUCUGGUGAACAUGGCAUCAUUGUUAUGACAUUGGGCACCCUGGUGGCAAAUCUUCCUGAAGACAUGACUGAGGAUAUUGCUGCUGCUUUUGCCCAACUCCCUCAGAAGGUUAUCUGGAGGCAUAAAGGCAAAAGACCAUCAUCCCUUGGCAACAACACGUUGCUUGUGGACUGGAUGCCUCAAAACGACCUGCUGGGUCAUCCUAAGACCAGAGUGUUUGUCGCCCAUGGAGGCACCAAUGGUGUUCAGGAGGCAGUUUACCACGGUGUUCCCCUGGUCGGCCUUCCCCUCAUGUUCGACCAGCAUGACAACUUCUUCAGGAUGGAAAUAAGAGGUGUGGCCAAAGUGUUGGACAUUUCAACUCUGAACAAAGACAACUUCCUGCAGGCACUGAAGGAGGUGCUCUAUGAGCCGUCCUACAGGGAGAAGAUGAAGGCGCUUUCAAACCUACAAAGAGAUCAGCCCAUGAAACCUCUGGAUCGUGCCAUGUUCUGGAUUGAGUUUGUCAUGAGACACAAAGGAGCUCCACAUCUAAGGACAGAGUCUUACAAGAUGUCCUUCAUUCAGUACCACUCAAUUGAUGUGGUCGUGUUUCUGCUGGCAGUUAUUCUGCUAGUUGUAAUCGUUUUCAUUGCAGCAGUUAAGUUUGUAUGGCGAAUGGUGUUUUCUAGAAGCAAAGUCAAAAAGGAAUGAUGAAUGUGCUGCAACAUAGUUGUGAUACUCUCCCUUUUGUCUAGAAGGUAAUUUCUUAUAAAGAAAUAAUUACCUGCAUACCUCAUAAUAUGUAUUAGCACACACUGACAAAUCUCACAUAGUAUAGUGACCUCCAUCAGGGUGAUAUUUUACAUCUUUUUUUUUCAUUUUGUCAUUUAGCCGGGUCUUUUAUCUUUGGCAGAUGUAAGGACUUUAGUCAAGUGAUCAAUUCUAAGUUCAUAUCCAGGUUUGUUUUGAAGAGUUCUUAAUAAUGCAAGAUUUUUAUUGUUCUCAUAAACAAUAACAUUUACUUAAAUAAACUGAAAUGCAUUUAAUUAAAAUUGUCAUAUGUCUAUCAGUUGGAAUGACUAAUAGUUCAUCAUUGUUUAUUGACUUUAAGUGAAAUAACAUUUGUAAUGAUAUGCUCUUAUUAUGUUAUCGUUCCACAAAUUUCUGUUAUCCAUUUAAGUUGGAAGCAAUCUCUAGUUAGAAAAAUCACCUGUUUAAAUUUUUCCCUUUUAAAUAUGAAGAGUUUGGUCUCAUGUAAUGCAUAAUAGUCUGUUGCUUCGAACAGUUUAAAUAUUUUUUGUCAUUUUGUAAACAUUUUAAGGAUUAAAGGAAUUAAUUAUCAUGUACAUUAAAAUAUCACAUGUGCAACUUUGCAA